AAAUCAAAACUAUAAAUUAUUUUUUUACCUGCUGGUAAUUAUGGAUCUGAUGCAACUUGUACCUGAACCCAUGUCAAAAAAUCCGAAUGAGAAAGUUGUCCAUAAAUGUCAACUUGAAUAUAAACCCGACCAUGUAAAGUCACUUUAUCCUGAUGAUGAUUUAAUAAAUAACAUGAAAAAGUGGAUUAUAAAAAGAUGCAUCUUGUCACGUAGACAUCCAGUAACUAAGACUUGGAUAAGAAGCAACGCAGCUGUCAAAUCACAAAUUAAUAAUCAUAUCAAUAAUUAUCCAUUUAUGAUUCAUCCGUUUAGCGAAUUUAGAAAUUUUUGGGAAACGUUUAUUAUAUUUUUCACAUUAUUUACUCUUUUAUUAAUUCCCUUUGUUAUAACUUUUUAUUAUAAAUAUUUUUAUCAGUGGAUUUACGUUAUCUUUGUUAUAAAUAUCAUAUUUUUAUUUGAUAUCUUUCUUAAUUUUUUUACCGGAUACUUUGAAAGUAAGACAAGAGAAAUUAUUUUGUCCAGAAAAAUUGUUGCUCGGAAAUAUUUAGAAAGAUGUUUCAUACUGGAUUUACUAUCAGCAUUUCCAAAAAUAUUUCGUAUAAAAAAUAUUGUAAUUUAUUUACGGCGGUUUCGUAAUUUUCAUCAAAUAUCGUUUCAAGGAUACAAAGUACUGGAAAUGUCAGUAAUAUUAUUUACGAAUAUCCACUGGGCAACUUGUAUGGAAUGGUACAUACCGAUAAUUGUCGAUAAAUUUAAUUGGUUAUCAAACAAUGAAUCAUGGAUAGCAUCAGAGUCAUUAAAGACCCGGAAUACGACUCUGAGGAUGUACGUAGCUGGUGCUAAUCGAGCAACAAUAGCAUUGAUCGGUGGUUCACAUCACCUGGGUGUAAAAACGAUUGAUGAUAUUUUAUUUAAUUUAUUUCUGACUGUACUUGGCAGGAUCGGUAUUAUUUACAUACUCGCUCAAUUUUCAGGACUCAUGUCGACGUCUCACUCAACAAAGAAAAAAAAUUUUAAGUUACUUAGACAAUUAACAGAUUACAUGCGCUACAAAGAACUUCCUCGUCAUAUUCAGCACCGGGUGUUAAAUUAUUUUAAUUUCUGGUCGAACAAAAGUGUCAAGAAAGAUAAAGUUAUUAUUUCAAAUGUUUCUCCUAAUUUACGAGAAGAAUUAGUAAUGUAUAAUUGCAAAAGUUUAAUAGAAAAAGUUGAAUUUCUAAAACAUAUACCGGCAGCUAUUUUAUCCCAAGUUGUCAUGCAAUUAAAACCAGAAAUAUAUUUAGCCAAUGACGUAUUGGUAAAAGCUGGUACGAUUGGUGACGCAUUGUACUACAUAAUAACCGGUACUGUUGGAGUUUAUACAUCUGCUGGAAAAAAAGUAUGUAAUUUGGAGGACAAAUCGUACUUUGGAGAAGUAUCGCUUGUGAUGGAAAAUGAAAAACGAUUGGCUACAGUGAUUGCUUUGGAAACUUGCGAAGUUUAUAUCCUAAAGCGACAGGAUUUUAUUAAAAUAAUAAGUCCUUAUGAAAAUUUAAAAACCCGAUUGCAAAAAUUAACUAUAGAAAAAUUAGAUAAAUCUUUAUUGUACGAGACAUUACACAAGUGCGAUGGAUCUACUUCGAUAAACAUAAAUAUUUACGGGGACUCAACUUCUCAAGAUAUUUAAACAAGAAAUUUAAUUGUUAUUUUAUUUUAUACAUUAAAGGAUUUUUGUAUGAUUGCUGAUAGACAGAAGUAAGUCUCCAGUGUUCUGGAUAAUCAGCAUCCCGACAUCCCUCG
Molecule: messenger RNA, 1779 nt
Organism: Microplitis demolitor
Lineage: Eukaryota; Metazoa; Arthropoda; Insecta; Hymenoptera; Braconidae
Product: potassium/sodium hyperpolarization-activated cyclic nucleotide-gated channel 2
Exons: 8
Coding region: 41-1666 (541 amino acids)
Source: RefSeq, a predicted model, not a curated record